UUUUGGAAGCAACAAAGUAGGAGUGAUAUGCUUGAUUUUGUGUUGCGUGGUCCCUUACGCAGGUUUUUGUUUUGAAAACUCGAAACCAGAUUACAGUAGUAUCUUUGUUGCGUGUAGGGAAGCGAAGCAGAGAAAAAUAGAAGAGUAGAUGGUGGGUGAAACGGCAACGGGGAAGUCGGUUGGUUUAGGUUUGGGAUGUGACCCAGUGGUGGGAUCCUUGACUUGUUCGAAGAAGAGGGAAUACAGAGUCACCAAUCGCCUCCAAGAGGGAAAGCGCCCUCUAUAUGCCGUCAUUUUCAACUUCAUUGACUCCCGCUACUUCAACGUUUUCGCCACUGUUGGUGGCAAUAGGGUCACUGUUUAUCAAUGUCUUGAAGGAGGAGUUAUUGCUGUUUUGCAAUCUUAUGUAGACGAAGAUAAGGAUGAGUCUUUUUACACAGUGAGUUGGGCGUGCAAUGUUGAUGGCACCCCAUUUGUUGUGGCUGGAGGAAUCAAUGGGGUCAUGCGAGUCAUUGAUGCUGGCAGUGAGAAGAUACACAAGAGUUUUGUUGGCCAUGGAGACUCCGUAAAUGAAAUCAGGACCCAAACAUUAAAGCCAUCACUUGUGAUCUCGGCAAGCAAAGAUGAAUCUGUCCGGUUAUGGAAUGUUCAUACUGGAAUAUGCAUUUUAAUAUUUGCGGGAGCUGGAGGACAUCGUAAUGAAGUCCUAAGUGUUGAUUUUCACCCAUCAGACAUAUAUAGUAUUGCUAGUUGUGGCAUGGAUAAUACUGUAAAAAUAUGGUCUAUGAAGGAGUUCUGGACAUAUGUAGAAAAAUCAUUUACAUGGACAGAUCUUCCUUCUAAGUUUCCCACAAAAUAUGUCCAGUUUCCUGUAUACAAUGCUUCAGUUCAUUUAAAUUAUGUUGAUUGUAAUAGGUGGCUGGGUGAUUUUAUCCUCUCAAAGAGUGUUGACAAUGAAAUUAUCUUGUGGGAACCUAAAGUGAAGGAACAAACUCCAGGGGAGGGUGUAGUUGACAUCCUUCAGAAAUACCCUGUUCCCGAGUGUGAUAUCUGGUUCAUCAAGUUUUCUUGUGAUUUCCAUUUCAACAUAGCCGCAGUAGGUAACAGGGAAGGGAAGAUUUUUGUUUGGGAAUUGCAGUCAAGUCCUCCUGUACUUGUUGCAAGGUUGUCACACCCUCAAUCAAAAUCUCCAAUCAGGCAGACUGCUACGUCCUUUGAUGGAAGUACUAUAUUGAGUUGCUGUGAGGAUGGCACAAUAUGGCGCUGGGAUGAUGUUACAAACUCCUCAGACUAAGUUAUCUACCUACUAUACAAAUCUGAUGUACCAAUAUCACUGAUUAAGUCAUUAAGUAAGUGUGUGAAUCCGCGGGUGCUUCCUCAAGCAAAGUUAAUGUUUGUUUUGAAGUUCUGUAUGAUUCCUCGUUUAUGAGAUUUGGCAAUGGAGAAAGUCAUCUACUACCAACACCACCAUCUCUACUAACCUUUUCAGAAGACAAAAGCUUGUCAAUGCCUUCACUUCCUGCAAAUCACCAUAUCAUAACACAAUCAAUUCUACUCCACAUAAUAAUGGUGAUAUUAUGAAAAGGUAUAAAUAACUACUUGUUGCAUUAGCUUCACCAUGAAAAAUUAAUUGAUUUUUUCUUACCAUAAGACCGUUCCAAAUUUUUGCCAAAACAAUUUUUUUGGCCGAUGGCCAAAGGCUUUGAAUGUAAAACAGAUAUUAAGUGCUCCUAGGAACAAUAGUGUGUGCAAGCCAUUUGACGUGCUCAAACGUUAACCUCAAUCAAGUCUCCAAUUCUCGGGAAGCUGCAGACAAUUGCUAUUACAUGUAACCAUUGUAUUGUGAUUUUGUCAUUCCGAUGGAAAAGUAGUUCUCACACACCAAAUUAAUGUUAGGAAUAUAGUAUUUUCUAACACUUUUUUUUUAGACGAAGACUAUUUCAUUUCAUUAGUAAUAAGAUGGGAAAUACAGAUUGGAACAUAA
This is a messenger RNA of Glycine soja, 1984 nucleotides long. Its product is annotated as polycomb group protein FIE1-like. Gene Ontology annotation, molecular function: nucleosome binding; protein binding. The transcript has 13 exons. The coding region runs from base 149 to 1294 and encodes 381 amino acids. Gene Ontology annotation, cellular component: ESC/E(Z) complex. The record is from RefSeq and is a predicted model, not a curated record. NCBI's taxonomy places the organism in Eukaryota, Viridiplantae, Streptophyta, Magnoliopsida, Fabales, Fabaceae. Gene Ontology annotation, biological process: negative regulation of transcription by RNA polymerase II.